Molecule: messenger RNA, 2382 nt
Organism: Sesamum indicum (sesame)
Lineage: Eukaryota; Viridiplantae; Streptophyta; Magnoliopsida; Lamiales; Pedaliaceae
Gene: AT-HF
Product: HIS HF
Biological process (GO): L-histidine biosynthetic process
Molecular function (GO): imidazoleglycerol-phosphate synthase activity; glutaminase activity
Source: RefSeq, a predicted model, not a curated record
UUGAAGCCCAGUCAGUAGUCUUGACUUGUAUAAUGAGUGAUGACCGCUGUCGAGACGAGCGUAGCACGAGCUGCGGCAAACCAAAUGGAGGUGGCGGCGGGAAUCACUUCUGCUCCGCAGUUCCCCAAGGCAUCCUCUUAUUCCUCCUUCUCUUCAGCUUACUCCGGCGGUUCUCAUUCUCUACAGUCGCUUCAGUUCAACCCUCUCAAAUUCAAACACGCGAGAACUCUCGCAAUUCGCGCCUCUGUUUCUGCUGCCGAUGACUCCGUGGUGACAUUGCUUGAUUACGGAGCUGGAAAUGUGCGGAGUCUCAGAAAUGCAAUUCGCUUUCUUGGCUUUAAUAUAAAAGAUGUGCAAAAGCCGGAGGACAUUUUGAAUGCCAAACGUCUUAUUUUUCCAGGUGUAGGUGCAUUUGCGCCUGCCAUGGAUGUGCUAAACAAGACAGGAAUGGGAGAAGCACUCUGUUCCUACAUUGAGCAAGAUCGUCCAUUUCUAGGCAUUUGUCUUGGAUUGCAACUACUGUUUGAGUCAAGUGAGGAAAAUGGACCAGUGAAAGGGCUUGGUUUGAUUCCUGGGGUAGUUGGUCGUUUUGACUCAUCAAAUGGUGUCAGGGUACCUCAUAUUGGUUGGAAUGCUAUCCACAUAACAAGAGAAUCUCAGAUUUUGGAUGAUAUUGGGAGCCGUCAUGUCUAUUUUGUUCAUUCAUACCGCGCAAUGCCAUCUGAUGAUAACACAGAAUGGGUAUCUUCUACGUGCAACUAUGGUGACAACUUCAUAGCUUCUAUAAGAAGGGGAAAUGUCCAUGCAGUGCAAUUUCACCCAGAGAAGAGUGGAGAUGUUGGCCUCUCUGUUCUUCGAAGGUUUCUGAAUCCCAAGUCUGAAAUGACAAAGAAGCCAGCCCAAGGGAAGGCGUCUAAACUUGCAAAGAGGGUCAUUGCUUGUCUUGAUGUGAGAACAAAUGACAAAGGUGAUCUUGUUGUAACUAAGGGAGACCAAUAUGAUGUGAGAGAGCACACCAAAGAAAAUGAGGUGAGAAACCUCGGCAAGCCAGUGGAUCUUGCUGGACAAUACUACAAGGAUGGGGCUGAUGAGGUUAGUUUUCUGAAUAUUACUGGCUUCCGCGACUUUCCUCUUGGCGAUUUACCCAUGUUGCAGGUAUUAAGGCACGCAUCGGAGAAUGUUUUUGUCCCAUUAACAGUUGGAGGUGGCAUUCGAGAUUUUACUGAUGCAAAUGGCAGGUACUACUCGAGUUUGGAGGUUGCUGCAGAGUACUUCCGGUCAGGUGCCGAUAAGAUUUCUAUUGGAAGUGAUGCAGUUUAUGCUGCAGAAGAAUACCUAAAAACAAAAGUAAAAUCUGGAAAGAGCAGCCUAGAGCAGAUCUCUAGAGUGUAUGGAAAUCAAGCUGUGGUUGUAAGCAUUGAUCCUCGUAGAGUGUACUUGAAAGAUCCCAAGGAUGUAGAGUUCAAGUCCACAAGAGUAACAAACCCAGGUCCAAAUGGGGAGCAAUAUGCUUGGUACCAAUGCACGGUGAAUGGUGGACGAGAAGGUCGACCAAUUGGAGCAUAUGAGCUUGCAAAAGCUGUUGAAGAACUGGGAGCUGGAGAAAUACUCCUAAACUGCAUCGACUGUGAUGGUCAAGGAAAAGGAUAUGAUAUAGAUCUGAUAAAGCUUAUCUCAGAUGCUGUAAGUAUUCCUGUAAUAGCAAGUAGUGGUGCUGGAGCGGUUGAACACUUCUCAGAAGUUUUCUCCAAAACAAAUGCAUCUGCUGCCCUUGCUGCUGGUAUUUUCCACCGGAAGGAGGUGCCUAUACAAUCUGUGAAAGAGCACUUGCUGCAGGAAGGAAUAGAAGUUAGAAUGUGACAGUUUGUUGCUUUCCCUUCUGGAGACUUGUCAACUUGAGAUUCGCAUGUGUGUUUGCCAACUCCACUGUCAUUUGUUGAAAUGCUGUUCGAACACCAUACAUAUAGAUGAAAUAUGAAUAGCUCAGCACCAAUCAAGAAUGCCCACGGCAUUCCAAGAAUUCUUGUUAUACGUUCGUUCCAACCCUCAACCCUCUUUUCUAGAUUCAUCGAUAUUGAAUCAAUCGAACGCACUUCUAACACCUGUUCCACUUUUGGAAGCCCCUGUGUUAUAUCACCAGAUCUCGAUUUUUCAUAUAUAAAUGUAAUUAAAGUAUCUCCUUCGUACAGGAUUUCCCCAUAAUGGCCAUGAACAGUUGCUCCUGGAGUGGCCAAAUAAGGCUUAGCUGAUCGUAUUGUGCACAUUAUUUCUACUUUUAUAAGAUUGGUUUUCCGUAUGUAUUAUGCUUUUAAUUCAUACGAGUAUUAUAUUUACUUCAUACAAUGGUAACUUGUAUAGCAAUUAUUAUUAUACCUGAGUUCA